This is a messenger RNA of Candidozyma auris, 2007 nucleotides long. RefSeq lists its product as uncharacterized. The record is from RefSeq and is a predicted model, not a curated record. Lineage: Eukaryota; Fungi; Ascomycota; Pichiomycetes; Serinales; Metschnikowiaceae. The transcript has a single exon. Bases 1 to 2007 code for a protein of 668 amino acids.
AUGGAGCUCGUGUUUCUUCGCCACGCUACGCGGGCAGACCACGCCUCCCCCAAUAACCCGCCCCUCUACCACGACUACAAAUCGUACGACCCCUCCGUUAGCGUCAGCGCCGUGGGAGAGGCCUCCAAAGUCGCCAGGGACAUCGCGGAUGUGUGCAACUUCGAGGGCGAGAAACGCAACGUGUUCGUCCAUUUUCUGCCGUAUUUGCGGUGCUGCCAGACCGCAGACUUACUUGUGCUGGCCCUCAUGAAAGAAGUUCCCCAAACCAAGCUCAAGAUCCUGAUGCUCUGUGACUUUGCCCUACUGGAGUGGCUCCAUGAUGGAAUGAAAAACACACCGCCGUUUGUCGAUUCGAACGAGGCCUACCACAUGUACACGCCGAACGUAAAGGUGCUAGAGAAUAAACGGUGUGUGCUGAACUUCCGCCCCACAACCACAUUGGGCCCGUGGAACGAGCCUGGGCUCAGUUAUAGAGAUUACGCCGACCGGUGCAAGACGUAUUUCAAGAAGCUCGUGGCCACCUACGACAAGCCUCUGCACGUGCAAAACAACGACUUGGUGAUUGUGGUGGGCCACGGCUACGCCAUCAACCAUUUCAUGACUUUCUUCAUCAACCACCCAAUCUUCGAGGAGAUCCCUGAGUGCGCCAUGAACUACGCCAGAAGAGAGGACGACGUGUGGACGCUCAAGCGGGACUGUCUCCAGCUCUUGCACUGUGAGGACAUCGACUCGACAUUGAACCUCGAAAACGACAUCGUCGUGUACAAAAGUAAUUUUGUCAAGAAGGACGAGCUUGACGAGAACAAGCAGUACCCUGCCAUUGGGUUUGGCGGGCUCAAGUUGCCUAAUCAGGGAGGGGGAGACUCUCCGUCCAAUGGUCCACGACCCUCUUUCAGAGUUGAACAGUCUGCUAAGGAUAUUCCUGACAGACCCAAUUUGGCGAAAAACUUCCUUUGUCCUACGGCACGUAAUUGGAACCCGCUGGAUCUGAAUAAGUUCAGCGUGAAGUCGGAAUUCAAACUUAAAGUGAUGAAUGACGAUGCUUUUAAAAAGGCGUUCGACCUCUCGAACCCUCCUACUCACCCAAUUUCUCCCGAGGUGUCGCCAAACUCGGAACCAACCCGCACAAACUCUGUGAUCGACCUCGUAAAGCUCAAUUCUAAUGAUGAGAUCCAGCGCCCGUUCAAGCUUCGCUACUCGCUGGCUUCAGACAUCCCCGUUCACUACUUAAACUCCAAGGUCAAUUCUCAUGUGAACCUUGCCCAGUUCCAGCGCAACGCAUACUCAAACAACAACUCGCUGUCGGAACAAGGCUUGGGCCACUCGGUUCUCUCUGGCGGGUCUCUUUCGCCAAGAGACUAUCUGGACAUGGAGGCUGCCGAAACGGCCUCACAGAAUUCUCACAGCAACAUGAGUGAGGUGAUCAGUCGACUUUCUCGAAUCAGGUCAUUGCAACGUAAAAGAGCGCAGACUCCAAGUUUCGGCAAGAUCAAGGAGAACCUGUCGGACGAGCUGCUGGAUUCCGAAUCAAACAAGUUUUCGCUCUCUUUCAACAAGGAGAAGGAGAAGGAGAAAGAGAAAGAAAGGGAAAAAAGAGAAAAUGCAAUUAAACGCACCGUUUCUGGCUCUCCACUGGUCCCCAACCGCGCCAGAGGGAACUCCAUCAAGCUUAUUCCCUCGGUGCUCAACCAGCGCCCACGGGCAGCCACUACCAGUAUGGUAAACGGCAACUCAAGUGCAAAUGACAGCUCCAAUGACAGCUCCAUUGGCAGCGCACAUAAUGUCAAGAGCACCAAAGAAUUAGGGAAAACCUCCACAUCACAAUCAAGUGGCCCUGGGCGCUUGGCCCGGCCAAUUGGUCUCAAAAAGACGCCUUCGAUGUUCUACAACCUCGACCUGGACUCUGCAGACGGGUCUUCCGAAGGCGAAGAUGACGAGGAGUCGAGCCUGCCGCCCAAGGAGCAGCACUACACAUGGUUUGGCCAGAACGCCAAGGGUUACGUAUAA